UCAGAACGCGCGUGUUCUGGACCGCUUCGCGUUUUUAUAUUCGGCAUCUCGAUCAAAUGGUAGAUGAAAUAACUUGAAUUAUGUCUACGGGUAAAAAGGGAGGGAAAGGACCUCCUAAACUAGGCAAUGAUAAGAAGGACUCCAAUGACACAGGUAGUAACAAGGAUCCGAAGGAAAAAGAAAAGGAUGACGUUAUCAGCAGCUCUCCUGUCGAAGCAGACGAUGUACCAGCUCCAAAACCUCAAAGUGCUGGAGCAAGCAUACGAGAUGCUGCCCAGAAAGUUCUCAAUCUGUGCCAGAAAGGAGAAUGGGGACCGGUGGAGCAAGUGCUCAAAUCUAUGGAAAAGGCCAUAGCGAAUGCUGGUGAAGAAGUGAAUACGGUACCACUUUCUGGAGUUAUCGAUCUGGUAACGGGUAUGACACCUUUGAUGUAUGCCGUGAAAGACAAUAGGACCUCCCUUGUCGACAGGAUGAUCGAAUUAGGAUCCGAUGUCUCUGCAAGGAAUAACGAUAAUUAUAAUGUUCUUCAUGUAGCAUCCAUGCAUUCUCGUGAAGAUGUGGUAAAACUUCUUCUAACCAAAAAAGGUGUGGAUCCAUAUUCCACAGGAGGGAGUCGGAAUCAGACUGCUGUUCAUUUGGUUGCAUCCAGGCAAACUGGGACUGCCACAGCUAUUUUGAGGGCUCUUUUGGCAGCUGCUGGAAAGGAUAUAAGAUUGAAACCUGACGCGAAAGGAAAAAUUCCACUUUUAUUAGCAGUUGAAGCCGGAAAUCAGUCAAUGUGCCGUGAACUGCUCAGUGCCCAAACCUCGGACCAACUGAAGGCUACAUCUGCCAAUGGAGACACUGCCCUCCAUCUGGCAGUCAGAAAGAAGGACAUCGAUAUGGUUCGUAUUUUGGUCGAUUACGGUACCUCAGUCGAUAUAAGAAACGGCGAGGGGCAGACUCCUCUGCAUAUUGCAGCAGCAGAAGGUGACGAGACAAUGGUCAAGUAUUUCUACGGAGUGAGAGCUUCAGCAAGCAUUGCAGAUAACCUAGACAGGACCCCUAUGCAUUUGGCUGCCGAAUAUGGUCACGCCAACAUCAUAGAGCUUUUAGCUGACAAAUUCAAAGCGAGUAUUUUGGAGAGAACCAAAGAUGGAUCUACGCUGAUGCAUAUUGCGUCCUUGAACGGGCAUGCAGACUGCGCUAUGAUGCUUUUCAAGAAAGGUGUUUUUCUUCACAUGCCAAAUAAGGAUGGUGCAAGAAGUAUUCAUACUGCUGCCAGGUAUGGACAUGUAGGAAUAAUAAACACACUCCUACAGAAAGGAGAAAAGGUUGACGUUACCACUAAGGAAAAUUAUACAGCACUUCACAUAGCUGUUGAGUCGUGUAAACCCAUAGUCGUAGAAACUCUAUUAGGAUAUGGUGCUGAUGUUCACAUACGAGGGGGAAAACUCAGAGAAACUGCUCUUCACAUAGCUGCUCGAGUGAAAGACGGCGAGAGAUGUGCUCUUAUGCUCCUCAAAUCUGGAGCAGGUCCCAACCUCGUGACCGAUGACGGUCAAACACCGGUUCAUGUUGCAGCGCAAUACGGAAACUUACAAACUUUACUGCUGCUACUCGAAGACGGUGGAGACCCUCAGUUCAAAAACAAGCUAGGAGAGACCCCACUUCACCUUGCGUCUAGAGGUUGUCGUUCAGAUGUGGUCGAGCAUUUGAUACAAUAUGUCAAAGACAGCAAGGACGAUGAUGCUGCAACAAAUUACGUGAACGAAGUAAACGAAAAAUUCGAAAGCGCCCUUCAUUAUGUAUCGACCGUUAAUUCCGAAGAGGUUGAAAUUCCCGAUACUGACAGACUAACAUGCAAAGCCCUGUUGGAAAGUGGUGCAGAUGUAAACCUUGAGACUCCCCACCAAGAGACUUCUUUCCAUUACGUUGCAAUAGCUGGCAACAACAACGUACUUAUGGAGAUAAUUGGUCAUAUGUCCAAUACCGAUAUCCAGAAAGCUUUAAACAAACAGAAUAACAGUGGCUGGACACCUUUGCUUAUCGCUUCCCACAAAGGCCAUGAUCAUAUGGUCAAUAACCUGUUAGCAAACCACGCCAGAGUUGAUGUUUUCGACAUCGAAGGUAGAUCCGCUCUGCAUUUAGCAGCUGAACGUGGUUUUCUCCCAAUCUGUGACUCAUUACUAACUCAUAAGGCUUUCAUAAACUCCAAAUCACGAAAUGGUCGUACUGCCCUCCAUCUGGCAGCUAUGAACGGCCAUGUACACCUCGUGAAGUUCCUCAUCAAAGAUCAUCACGCUGUUAUUGAUAUUUUAACGUUGAAGAAACAAACCCCCCUUCAUUUAGCUGCAGCAGCUGGUCAAAUAGAAGUCUGCAAGCUUUUGUUAGAACUAGGCGCGGAUAUUGACGCUACAGAUGAACAAGGACAGAAACCAAUACAUACGGCGUGUCGUAAUAAUCAUUCAGAAGUUGCUAAAUUAUUUCUUCAGCAGCAUCCAAGCUUGGUUAUGGCAAUGACAAGAGAUGGCAAUACUUGCGCGCAUAUUGCUGCUGCUCAGGGUAGUGUGACUGUGAUAGAAGAACUCAUGAAAUUCGACAGGCAGGGAGUUAUUAAUGCGAGGAAUAAACUGACUGACGCAACACCCCUCCAAAUAGCUGCAGAAGGUGGUCAUGCUGAAGUUGUGAAAGCUUUAGUGAGAGCGAAUGCGUCAGUAAAUGACGAGAAUAAAGCUGGAUUCACCGCUGCUCAUCUGGCUGCUAGAAAUGGCCACGGGCAAGUGUUGGAAGUGUUACGUUCAUCCAAUACUCUGAAGCUUACUAGUAAAAAAUUGGGGGUAACUCCUUUACAUGUCGCUGCCUAUUUCGGCCAAGCUGAUACGGUUAGAGAACUCCUCACACACGUACCUGGUACUGUCAAGUCUGAAGUUCCAAGUGGGGCUUCUUUGGUUCCUAUCCUUGGAAAUGAGUCGGGAAUGACUCCUCUACACUUAGCCGCUUUCUCGGGAAAUGAAAACGUUGUGAGACUGUUACUGAAUUCUGCUGGAGUACAAGUCGAUGCCUCAAGUCGAGAGAAUGGUUACAACCCAAUGCAUCUCGCUUGUUAUGGGGGACAUGUGACUGUUGUCGGUCUGUUGUUGAGUAGAUCUGCUGAAUUGCUCCAGAGCGUGGAUAGGCAUGGAAAAACAGGGCUUCAUAUCGCUGCUACCCAAGGACAUUAUCAGAUGGUAGAGGUUUUACUCGGUCAAGGUGCAGAAAUUGACGCAGCAGACAAGAAUGGAUGGACCCCCUUACAUUGUGCCUCGAAGGCAGGAUGUACUGAUGUUGUCGUGCUCCUAGUUGAGUCAGGAGCAUCCCCAAAAUCUGAAACUAACCAAGGUGCCGUUCCUAUAUGGUUCGCCGCUUCCGAGGGCCACCAUAGCGUCCUAGAGUACCUCAUGACUAAAGAACAUGAUACGUAUGUGCUAAUGGACGAUAAGAAAUUCGUGUAUAACCUCAUGGUGUGCUCGAAGAAUCAUAACAAUAAACCGAUUGAAGAAUUUAUUCUUGUUUCGCCAGCACCAGUGGACACAGCUGCGAAAUUGUCCAAUAUCCUGAUCGUUCUGUCCAACAAAGAGAAAGAGAGAGCUAAGGAUCUCAUUGCUGCCGGAAAAUUCUGCGAAUAUAUGGCUACAGAGCUCCUAGCUCUUGCAGCAGGUGCUGAUUCGGCUGGAAAAAUAUUAACUUCAACUGAUAGGAGAAACGUUGAAUUUCUUGAUGUUCUCAUUGAAAACGAGCAGAAGGAAGUUAUUGCUCAUACAGUGGUGCAGCGAUAUCUUCAGGAACUCUGGAGAGGAGCACUGAACUGGAGGGCCUGGAGAACUCUAUUACUCUUCGUGGUUUUUAUUUUCUGCCCACCAGUGUGGAUAGCUUUCACUCUUCCUCUAGGUCACAAAUAUAAUAAAGUACCAAUCAUUAAGUUCAUGUCGUACCUAACUUCGCAUAUUUAUCUCAUGUUUCUUCUUCUGAUAGUUGCUAUCCUCCCACCCUAUCCAGUUGUACGAAAUAAUUUGAUACCUUAUUGGUACGAGUGGAUUCUACUUGUUUGGCUUAGUGGCCUUCUCUUAUUCGAAUUAACCAACCCCAGUGACAAAUCUGGAUUGGGUUGGAUCAAGCUAUCUGUACUCCUUUUGAGUAUAUUCGGUGUCGCAACUCAUGUAAUUGGCAUCCUCUUCGUAGAAAAAGCCAACUGGCCUACCCUUAUGUACUGCAGGAACCAGCUUUUCGCCCUUUCAUUCGUACUGGCGUGCGUGCAGAUUCUAGAUUUUUUAUCGUUUCAUCAUCUCUUUGGACCCUGGGCCAUCAUUAUUGGAAAUUUGAUGAAGGACUUGGCCAGAUUUCUGGCCGUUCUGGCAAUUUUCGUUUUCGGGUUCUCGAUGCAGUUCGUGGCCUUAAAUCAGUCGUUUUAUAAUUUGAGUCCGAACCAAGUGAGGAGCCUGGCCAGACCGAGAAAGCUAAUUUUAUUCAGUGAUGUCCAAAAGAACCCGAUCAAAUCGUUCGAACAUUUGUGCUUUGCUAUUUUCGGCCAAGCCCGUAUCGAGGACUUGAAAAUCGCUGGUUACGAUUUUUACACGAAUCAUAACAAUCAACCGUAUUGGACCGAGUUUCUGUUCAAGGCGGUAUUUGGAGCUUAUAUGCUGGUAUCUGUAGUUGUUCUGAUCAAACUCCUCAUUGCCAUGAUGACCGAUACUUACCAACGAAUACAGGCUCAAUCCGAUAUUGAAUGGAAAUUUGGACUGAGCAAAUUGAUCCGUUCAAUGCACAGAACUACCACUGCUCCUAGUCCUAUAAAUCUCAUCACUACAUGGCUGUUCUACCUAGUGGAUAUAUGCAAGCAGCGAAUGAGAAGACAGAAGCGGCAAAGUCUCGUACACUUGAUGGAUUCGUUCAAGAAACCUCAACACAUGAGUCCCCGUUCCAAAGCCGGUGCCAAAUGGCUGUCCAAAGUCAAGAAGGGUCAAGUUGCUCCUAAGGAAUCUGUGGCCCUCUCUGUUGCUCAUAUGAGUCCAUUCGGCUCUCAGUUGAGUCUUAACGUCACCACAACCCGAAUAGAACAUGUCACCGAUUGGGAAGCGAUCGCCAAGAGGUACAGGGCUCUCGUUGGUCACAUAGACGAAGUCAAAGAACAUACGAGCGAGAAUGAAGAUGAAGAAGAUAGUGAUAACGAAGUUAUUAUAGCGAAUAAUGUGGGUCCUUCAGGGCAGACAUGA
Coccinella septempunctata (seven-spotted ladybird) is the source of this 5231-nucleotide messenger RNA. It is a transcript of the gene nompC, whose product is annotated as serine/threonine-protein phosphatase 6 regulatory ankyrin repeat subunit A. Gene Ontology annotation, cellular component: membrane; glycosylphosphatidylinositol-N-acetylglucosaminyltransferase (GPI-GnT) complex. The transcript is spliced from 17 exons. The record is from RefSeq and is a predicted model, not a curated record. Bases 81 to 5231 code for a protein of 1716 amino acids. Gene Ontology annotation, biological process: GPI anchor biosynthetic process; calcium ion transmembrane transport. Gene Ontology annotation, molecular function: protein binding; calcium channel activity. Lineage: Eukaryota; Metazoa; Arthropoda; Insecta; Coleoptera; Coccinellidae.